AUGCUGCGACGUGGGCAGCUCAAUUCCUUUUACGGGGGAUCCUGUUCCAUUCGAUAUGGGGAAGACAUACGAGACCUUCCUAAUCUCCUGAAUGAGGGGAUAGAUUGUCUAGAUUCUAUUGCCAACAGCCCCUUUGAUCCCAUCACACAAAACCUUAGAGGUUGUGGUGUUCAUUUUUUUCUGUAUCACAAAAGGAAAUUUCUUAUUGAGAUGGGAGAUAUAGUAGAUCGCUGUAAAUCAUAUUUUCCCCAGAUCUGUUACGGAUGCGAUGGUGGGCGUGGCCGCGACGGGGCUUCUUAA
Messenger RNA from Prunus armeniaca (apricot), 300 nucleotides. The record is from the annotation of a GenBank genome assembly. Lineage: Eukaryota; Viridiplantae; Streptophyta; Magnoliopsida; Rosales; Rosaceae.